Xiphophorus maculatus (southern platyfish) is the source of this 2819-nucleotide messenger RNA. RefSeq names its product reticulophagy regulator family member 3 (gene retreg3). The coding region runs from base 118 to 1608 and encodes 496 amino acids. Lineage: Eukaryota; Metazoa; Chordata; Actinopteri; Cyprinodontiformes; Poeciliidae. The record is from RefSeq and is a predicted model, not a curated record. Gene Ontology annotation, biological process: reticulophagy. The transcript has 10 exons.
GCCCGCUAUGCAGUCGGAAAAACAAGACACGCCAUAUUGACUAUUUUUGAAGAGAAGUGCUACAUUUCUGGGGGAAAAUGACUAAAUAGCUGGUUUUUGUCAACGGCAGACUCUAAGAUGGCGCACACUGGGGCUACAGAAGAUUCCCCCAUGAGGCAUUGUUCCUCUGAGCAAGGGUCUAGUGUCUGCCUGCGGAGUCGGUCGUGCUCCAGUGAGAGAGACGGUCAUGUGCGGGCUGUCAGAGUGGCUCUUCUGCCCAAGCUGGGACCCUACGAACCCGUUUUGACCUACCUUCAGUCUGUUCUAGUGUGGGAAAGACCCUUUCACAGUGUCCUCCUUUACAUUGUUGUCAACAUUGUAUUCUGGUUCUUUGCUCUGACGUCACUGCGGUUGCUGUUCCUGCUGGCUAUUGGCCUGGCUGUCCUUGUGUUUGCCGAUACCUGGAGGAAUAAGAUCUGGCCAAAAAUUAGAGUCAGAAAAUUGGAAGAAUCAGAAAAUGAGAGCUGGGGACUGGUGCAGCCCGGCGUCCUCAGUGUGCCUGAACUGUGCCACCACUUAGCAGAGGCCUGGGUCAGCGCAUCGGUUUUCACAUCCACUAUGGCGCAAUAUAAACGACAAAACCCUGGCAAUUUCUGCAUCCUGAUCUGUGGAGUUUUCUUCUGUUUGGCUAUGAUUGGAUACUACAUUCCUGGAUUAGUGCUCUCCUACUCUGCAUUGUUGGCAACUCUCCUGACCCCAUUGGCUGCCUAUCACCGGGUUUUUCAGUGUGUGUAUGUCAAGCUGGAGCCAUACCUGCAGCGACUGGACUUCAGUGUUCGUGGACAUAUGAUGUCAAAGCCCAUUGAUAAUCAAUUCCUGCGAAGGUCUAUACGUGGUGCAGCCUCCGAUGAAGCGAGUGACAGUGAGGAAGAGUUGGCUGCGUUUUGCCCAAAAUUUGAUGAUGAGGUUGCCGCUAAAGAACUUGCACUGACUGAUUCGGAGCACUCCGACGCUGAGGUGUCCUACACUGACAAUGGAACCUUUAAUCUGUCACGGGGUCAGACUCCACUCACAGAGGGCUCUGAAGAUCUGGACAGACACAGUGAUGCCGAAGAGUCUUUUGCUCAAGACCUCCCAGACUUCCCGUCCAUAAACCCUGACGCCACUUUGAUGGACGACGACGACGACACAAGCAUCGGGCUACCUAGCCUAGGCCUGUCUGGCUUGGCGAGUCACCGCGCCUCGGUGCUAGACGUGGACGCACAUCUGGACUCUGACCAGGAGGAUGCAGAACUUUCCCUCAGUGGCCUCCCACCCGCCUCAGAUUUCAGUGGGGAGAUAGCCGGAGUCAUUGCCAGCAACAUGAUCCAGGCGGCGCUAGCCGGGGCAUUGCAGCCUCGGCCUUCUGUCGCCCAGCGUAGACCAGGCCACCCUAGGGCUGUUCAGCACAAAAGCUACCGCAAACAGUCCAGCUCUGAAUUUGACACAGACUUGGACGCAGAAGACUUUGAAAUGCUAGAUCAGUCUGAACUGAACCAGAUGGAUCCAUUUGGAGGAGGAGAAAGUUCAAAACGAAGCGAGAGUCAGGGGUCUAAUUUCUUAUCAAGCCUGCUUGGUAAACCACAGUGAAGAGUUUGUGCUGCUGUGUGUUCGUCCUGCUAGGCAGAAUCUAAAAUGUUGACCAGCGUGUGAGAUAAAUUUAGGUUCCAGCAGUCCUGCUUCUGGUAGGAAACAAUUUCUCACUGUGAAGUAUUUCAUAUUUUUUCCCUUUUCCUAAUUUUCUUUUCUUUCCUGUUCGACUCCGAUCAGUGAUAACUUUUUAUUUGUAGGCUGAGCAAUAGGAAAUACAGCAACAAAAAUACAAUGAGACAUUUGAUACAACAGCAUUGUCAAAGUGAAAAAUUACACUCAAAACUUACAGGAGUGCCCAUUAAAAUUUUUCUACUUUUGAAUCGAUAAAAACAGGGCUUUUUAACAUAGGACCAAAUAUAACAUUCCUGUUGCUUGAGUUGAGCCAUGUUUAAUACAUACAUUUUUACAGCAUUUAAUGUUAGUUUAUUAGGUCAAUACAGUAGUUAUUCAUCUUUCAAGAGACAGCAUUUCAUUGUAGUUUUUUGACACGACAUAAUUAUAGGAACUUCAGCAUUUCUGUUGUUGUGGAGGCUUAUUUUACCCCAUAUUACUGUCUUAACUGAGCCAGUAAAGUGCUGUUAUAUUUUAUUUUAGUUAUAAAAUUUUGUUCUAAGGCAAAAGUUAUUCACUGUUUAUGUGAAUAAGUAUACAGCUGUUUUCAUUUUCCUGUCCUUUUCCUGCUCUGGUUUCCUCAACCUUUUUUUAAUUUGGAACCAUGUUUACAUCAAAAUUGUAUAAAUGCUGAUCUCCCUCUUUUUUUUUAAUGGUUUAAAGUGAUUUUGUAUAGGUCUGUCUGAUUGUUCUUUAUGUUUUCGAAAAUAUGGCACUUUAAACCAGAAAAAUUCAGAUUUACUGAAUCUUCUAUGCUGUUUUAAUAGAAAAACAAUUGUUCUUUUAUUCUGAAAAAUGUAUCCUGUUUAGAAAGGUUUUCAGUACUAUGAAACAACAACAACAACAAAAAAACAGCUAGAUUGUCCUUUAUGAGGCUGAAGUUGGAAAAACAAUGCACUGAUUGAUAGCUGAGAUGGAUUUCUUUGGCUUGUUAGAUUUGGGUGUUAAUGUUCAGUCAAGCUGCUCCAUGAAAAGUUAAGUCCUCAAUAUUCUAUAGUCUGUUAAGUUAAUGUGCAUAGUAUUGUAUUUUCUUCUCCGUAUCUGGUUUUGAUAUAUUUUGAAGUGGAAAAUACAUUGAAUAAAUUGUUUGGAAUUAA